Messenger RNA from Bombus impatiens (common eastern bumble bee), 8706 nucleotides. It is a transcript of the gene smg, whose product is annotated as protein Smaug homolog 1. Bases 291 to 2132 code for a protein of 613 amino acids. The record is from RefSeq and is a predicted model, not a curated record. Gene Ontology annotation, biological process: regulation of DNA-templated transcription; negative regulation of translation; regulation of mRNA stability. The transcript has 9 exons. NCBI's taxonomy places the organism in Eukaryota, Metazoa, Arthropoda, Insecta, Hymenoptera, Apidae. Gene Ontology annotation, cellular component: P-body. Gene Ontology annotation, molecular function: mRNA binding; protein binding; translation repressor activity.
GAGUUGCGACGACGAACCAGUGUGGUCACGUAAGCCCACCAUACCGCAUGGUGGAUACAUGUUUCCUUUAACUAGACGUCGUCUAAAAUGCUAUAAUUGUGUAUUGUUGUUAUUUUGCAAGGGACACAACGAACUUGUGGAACAGCCACUUCCAGCCUUGCAUACGAGUGCUGGCACAUACCUGGUUUUGUUUAAAUAUUAUUGGAACACAAUUGAAUCAUAAUCCGAAUAAUCCAAAAAAAAAUUGGAGCUUUUAAUAUUUGCUCCUUAUCACUAAAGCACUGUUAAAAAUGAAGUGGUCACCCGGUGCUCUAUUCUGCGAACAAGUUGGUGAAUUGACUCGAGUUUUCUCACAAUGGAAUGAAUGCGAGCAAACUGUAGUUUUAUAUGCACUACUUCGUCGCAUUCCUGCAGUUCAAGCAAGGUUUCUUGCACAAGCAGUGCAGCAUUCCUUGCACUCUGUUUCUGAAUUAGACUCACAGGAACUAAAUGCUAAUAAUCCAGCAUUUAUUAACUCAUUGCUAUCAGAAUCAACAGAAAUUGCUAUAAAUCAACUUUUAACACAUUUGCCAUUAUUAAGGCCUGGGAAUAUAGAGUGCAAACAAUGUUACUUAGUAGCAAUACCAGAAUUAGUAAGCCAUUGUGUAACUACAGGGCAAUUUACCGAACAAACUCAACAACUGUUAAGUUAUUGUUUGAUUCAUCCAGCUAUAACUAGUCAAGAUAGACGUUCUUUGACUCAGUGGCUUCGACAUCUUGAAGAACGUAUUAGUGGUACACCACCAAUACACAGUCUCGAGGAGUACACUAGUACUACUAUUAGAUGGGAUAAUGCAUGGCAGCGAAAUUCUAAACAGCAAAGUGAACAGACAAGUUUAUUUGGCACACAAUCAGGCACUGCCUUCAAUUUGCAAUUUCCUCCACCUGUAACUCGUCAACGACGAUCGAACAGUUUAACACCACCCGUUGCUCCAUCUCAUCAUCUAGAAGUUGUUGAUCGCAGUAACAAUAUAAAUUGCACAACUAAACAUAAGCCACGAAGCUUCAGCGUAUCUGGGGAUCAUACAAGCAAUCUUAUUGGAUUAGGCCCACUGAGUCCUCAAAGUUCUUGCGCUAGUAGCGGCAGCGAAGGGCGUUUAGAUGAAACAUCUACUCGAUCGCUUGCUAGCGGUAUGAGAGAUGUCCCAUCAUGGCUUAAAACUUUACGCCUUCAUAAAUAUAGUUAUCUGUUUGUUACUCUCAGUUACGAAGAAAUGCUUCAGUUAACUGAGGAACAAUUAGCAGAACAAGGCGUGACGAAAGGGGCCCGACAUAAAUUAGCCCUUUCUAUCGCAAAAUUGCAACAACGCUAUACAACACUUCUAAAUUUAGAGAAAGACUUAUUACAACCAACGCGCGAUAAUACACAAUCGGCUUCGUUUUUACAAGGUCCGACAGUAUUGAUUAAUACGAUCGAUGAAUUAAAAAUUAUCUUAGCUACUCCCAUGAAACCCAGCCAAGAAAAUGAUCUUCAGGAUAUACCUGCACAAUUCACCAAGGUUCUUGGAAAACUGUGUAGCCGGUUGGCACUGGAUAGCGUGGAUGACGGUAUUUUAUGCGCUUGUAUUAACAUAUUAGAGAAAGUAUUGCAGCAUGAUUGCUUUACUCCAAAUCAAAAGGAGAAGGUACAACAAUGGCGCAGUAGACUUGGAAAUCCACGACCGACUCCAAAAUGGCAACAUAAUUAUGGCUACAAUAAUAGAAGGUACUGUAACCCCCAGCAGCACAAUAGAAAACCAAGUUUAAACUUAGGACACGUCCAUAAUACACAUCCGCAAAACAAUUCUUUUGUGGUUAGCACUCACAGAAACAGUAUAUCUACACCAUAUUUACAAAAUAAUCAGAACCAAAGCGUAAAUCAGAAUACUUUACGUCCAGUCCAUGCGACCAAAAAGCGACCUAGUUUACAAGAAUCUAGUUUACAGCAGUUACAAAGAACGUUACAACGCACAUACAGUGCACCGAGGGAUCAUUUUCUUAGCCCGAGUAGCAACAACGCAUCCGAAACAACGGAGCCAGAAAUCAACUCUCGUCUCGAAUCUCUUUGUUUAAGAAUGACGGAACAAGCAAUCGGUGGUUUCGGUGAGGCCUAAUCAAUUCUUUGUUUUUUUCCUUGACUGGAUCUACACAAGUAAGUCCUGUUAAAAACAGAAAAAUUAUAAAACGACAUAUAUGUCCGAGCUCCGUUCUUUCAAAGUCGAAGGCAAGACUGACGCCCUUACAUUUUGCGAGAAUAAAGAGACUCCGACAGCAAUGAUAAAUGCUGACAAGUAGCACGUAUAAACGUGCAUGCAUUCUCACGCUUUAAUAGCCCUACCAAAUGAAAUGUCCAACAUUUGAGACAUUUACACCAAGAAAACUCAGUUUUGCGAUGUCAGAACGACGCGCGAAGGAAAACUAAAAAAAAAUAUUUUUUAUUAUAUCUGAUGCAAUUAUACUAUUUAAUUGAAACUGACAGAAUUUGGCAAGCCAAAUGCUAUUAGGAAGAUAGAUUCUUUCCUUGACUAAUUGCUGCAUCUAUAUAAAUGUAUUAUAUAAAGAAUAUAUAUGUAUACACAUAUGAGAUAGAAUUUUAUGGGAAGCGGAUAAAAAAACGUAUAACAUAUAUUAAAACGAAAAAAAAGGGGACGAAAAAGGUACACCACAUUAAUUGUGCGAUGUUUGCAAUAUUAUUAUCUUCGUGUGUUAUCCAUUUCGGGAAAUGGAAUUUGUCUGAUUUUAAGCGCCAGGACACAUUAUAUACUAAUGUAUUCAUUUUAACGAACUGACUGAUUUUACUUCUUUUUAACAUUACUACGAUAAUUAUCUCUCCGUUCUACUUUCUUAUUGCCACCGCCGCUAUUGCUACUACUUAUUACUCUAUGUUCUGUCACCAUCGUUUAUUACUAUUCCGGCCGAUAGCUAAUUCGCCACACCAUCAUUCUCAUUAUGUUCAUCAUUGUCUUUACUGCUUGUCAUAUUAUUAUUAUUAUUAUCAUCAUCAUUAUUAUAGUUAUUACUACAAUUAUUACUUUGUAAACUCUUAUUACUGCUACCGUUUACUACCAUUUCUCCGGGUGACCACUAACACCAUUAUUAAUAUGCUUUCACGCUAUUGCUAUUUUUACCCUCCUAUCGUUACGACUGUUUCUACCAUUAUCAUCUAUCAGCUAUGCUAUUACUAUUACCAUUACCCUACUACAAGUAGCCCUCACAACUACUCUUACUAUUAUGAGUACUGCUAAUACUAUAACAUUAUACUCUCCCCGCUAUCGUCAUUAUUACUGUAUAGUUCUCCUUAGAGGAAAUGGAAAAUCAUACUUAAAAGAUAUAAUACACAAUAUUACUUCGUUACAUACACUGAAAGAAAAGGAAGAAAGAAAAGAGACGAAGCGCUGUCGCAUGUACACGUUCUAAAUUCGCCUUCGCAAUCACGAUUGUUGGAGAGAAAAAAGAAUAGGAAAAGAUGACAUGCAGCGGUGUGUAUACUUUGUAGUUUGCGCACAGAUCUCGUGAUUCUUUAUACUUUUACGCGAGGAAGAAGAUAAGGGAGAAAGCGAGAGAGAGAGAGUUACCACGUGUCUCUUCUUUUAAAGUCGCAGUUAACAACUAUAAGUAGAAGAGGAUAGGAAGUACUGAAGGAAAGAAAAAGGGAGUAGGGGAAGAAGGCGAAGAGAUUAUUAAUAAUAAACGGAUUUUUUAAGGCCUUAGAAAGGUAUAUGUCUCGUGCUAACGAACGCUAAGAAGGGUAUAAGACUAAAUAAUUAAAUAUACACAUGUAGCGAAACGAGUCGAGGAAUGCUAGAACUGAAAGAAAAACUUGCAUUAUGCUUUCAUGAUGCGACAUCGAAAUCUGUGGCUUUAAAUUAUAACCGUACACCAUACUAUAUAAAAUGCACUUAUUAGCACUUUAAUCGUAACUACGUCGCGAGUAAAACCGUAGCAUAAUAUUUUUCGUGCAACAAGGUUAGGAAGGAAGAAGGAGAUACGAGAAAGAAAAAAGAUGAAACGGGCGGCGAUGAUUAUGAUGAAAGAACGAGAAACAGAAGUGAAAGAAAAAGGAACAUGUAAAGAUACGGGAAAGAUUAAAUUUAAUAACUAAAUAUAAUAGUAUUAGCGAUAAACUGAUAUAACGUAUCGAUAAACAAUAUAUGAGACAAGCAAACAAAUAAGCAAAAAAAAAAAAACAAAUAUAUAAACGAAAGACUGAACAAUUCACGCGCCGUGAGCCGCGUGGUGAAUUUCGGGCGUUUCUACAUUCGUUUGAUUCUCGAUCAGCUGCACGGCCGCGUGAAUAAAAACAAUUGGAAGACUGUGGAAGGAAAAACCUGUCAAAAUAUUAAGAAUUAGAGAACGAAGCGCGAGAGGAAAGAGAGAAUGAAGACAAAAAAUCGAGUGAAAGAGAAAAUUGGAUGAAAGGGCGGGAGAAGAAGAGAAUACGUUUGUAUGUGCGUGCAUGUGAGAGUAUAUAUCAAGUUAACGAGAGAGUAAUUUGCUAGCUAUAUAUCUAGGUUAUAACGAUUUAUUCUAAUGAUUAUACUCUUAUUAGGAUCAUGAAUCUACGUAAUGGCGCGCGGUGAUUUCUCGGUUAAUUAAUUAGCCUGUUUGAAUGAAAAAAGAAAUCGUCUACACGAAACAGAUUAGAGGAACGAUCAAUCGAUACGAUAUUUUGCGGUGAUCAUUCAUCCCCCAUAUUCUUUCCCCCUUUCUAUAAUUAUGAGGAAAAAAAAAAGAACAAAUUGACGAAAGAAUCGAGUUUCAUAUACGAUUUUACGUAUACGCUCAUCCUAUUCACGUAUACAUAUACACGUACAUAUAGCAUGCAUACAUAAACACUCGUAUACACAAACGGACAUUACGUAUAUCCGACUAGAAUCCCAGAGAUGUUUCGUAUAUAGACAGGAAGGCAAACACGUAAUAAUUUUUCGGGAGAGACGGUCAAAAGCUAGUCAAACGUGAAUACAAUUUCUAAUUUCUACCACUUUUAAAUGUGUAUAGAUAUUAUUUGUACAUUUAAUUGCGCAAAACGGGGAAAGGAAAAAAAAAAAGAAAGAAAAGAAACGAAUGAAGGUUAAAAAGUGAAAGCGAGGGCGAGCGCGCGCGAUUUGAAAUCCUUAAAUGAAAAAAAGAUAAGAAAUGAUAAAAAAAAAAAGAAAGAAGAUAAGAACGAAGAUCGGAGGAAAGAUCUAGAGAGAGAGAGAGAGAGAAGAAAACAGGUGGAGGAAAAAGAUAUAUACGACGACUUUAGCGUUAACGCAUGCAAGAAUAAAAGCUGAAAGACUGCUUCCAAACGACUUCAGGAAAUUCGUUCAACGUAGGAUUUAUUAUUUCAUACUGAAACGCAGUAUCUAAAUAAACGCGAUCAAUUUUAAAAAGGGCAGGACCUGAACUAGCUAAGAAACGCAAAGAGAUAUUAUUCGCAUCGAGCGAACACGCAUGAUGUGUUUAUCAGAAAAAGUUAAAAAAAAAAGGAAAAAAAAAAAGAAAGAGAAGAAGAAGAAAUAGAAAAAUGUAACGGAAGCGUGAUUCUGCCAAAGAUCGACGACCGCUGAAACGAUCACAAACGAACGAGAAAAGAACGAAGAAUACGAAAUCCGAUACGUUUGUCGACGCCCUGUCUUUGUUUAGAAAAUUGUUGUUUGCCAGGUUUCGAUGCUAACGAGCUACGCGAUAUUUCUUGCGAAAGUGACGCUAUGCGAUUCCACAAUUUUAUACCGUGUAUAUUUCAAUAUCAAGGUCACACGGUCGCAUGCAUUAGAUUAUUAGCAGAUUGCGAACGUUUAUUCAGAUUUUUACGAAUACGACUGAACACAGGAUUUACGUUGAAAUUUGUUCUACUUUUUAAAUAUUACGUACUUCGCUAUAGAUAUUUUGUACAUUCAUAUAUAUAUUACUGUAUGCAUUCUUUACGUUUUCAUACGUUUAAAUUUUUCGUAAAUGGAUAAACCUUUGCAAUCUAAUCAUUAAAGUUUGAACCUGUCGAAUCCCAUUGGCGCCACGAUUGCGAACAAAAUCGUCUGCAUUGAAGCCAAUCUUGAUACGAGGCAAAGCAGUUAUGGUGUACAUCACGCGCAUAAACGAGAUACGAAGGGAACGUUGCACUUAUAGUACUUACGCUGUCGUUAUAUAUCGAGUCCACUGUUUGAUCGUGGACAAUAUUCCAUAAAUUUUGCCUCAUAUAGUCGUGAGGGAUAACUGGUGCGGUGGCUUUCGGCAGAAGCACAGCUUACUGCGAUUCGAUAGCAUCGAAUGGAUAAGACGAUGUUAAAUUUAUAUUCUCACCAUUGAAAUUCUGGAGACUUUCGGGUGCAGUGCCUUUUUAAAAGGACGAUUUCCUGGCGUUACUAGAUUUCGUUAUCGGUAUAAGUCGAUUGGAAAAAUAUGAUGUGCGAAUACUUUACCUCCACAUCGUAUAAAAUUGAAGUCACAUUUGAAAAGAAAAAGAACAUUUUUUUAUUUUUAACUUUCUUCUAUAUUUUUUUAUAUAUUCGUAGCAUAGAACAUGUACGUUUCAACGACAUGUUUAAAAUCAAAUUCAACAACGAACACGUAACCAACUGUACUGCCCUCGUCGAUUAAGAACUAUUAUCUCCGAUUUUUAUCUUUACUUCCCUGCGCCGUCCUUUAUCUUUCUUCGUUAAAUAAUAUCGAUUCGAAAAUAUUUAGUAAUUAUAUCCUAAUAGGCUGUAUAUAUAACUUGUUUUAAAAGACACGGGUUGCCUCGAAUAUUUGCAUGUUUUAAAAGAUGGAAAGGAAAAAAGAGGUUAGAUGAAACAUUUUAUUUAAGAAGGGCUCUCUAGUCAUAUAGAACUUCGUAGAUUUGAUAUCCCAGUUAAAUCAAGAGCUAAAAGGCUCCUGAAUAGAAUUUAAAGUAAACAUUUUGGGAACUGAUAGAUCAUAAGGUCGAAAUCGUUGAACCGCGUAUCUCAAAUUUGGUUCAGUUCUCAUAGGAACACGUAGAAUUUAUAUAUAUAUAUAUUAUUUUUUUUAGAUCUUUCAGAUCUUUAGAUCUUUCAGAGCUAGCCAGCUUUGUCAGUAUAUUAUGAAAUUUCUGAAAAAGUUGGCUGUAACGCUAUCAAAGAAUUCUUCUAAAAGGAUGCUCUAUACACGCGGAAAAUGCUUUGGUAAUUUCGAUCGGUAAGAAAUCAAUUUGUGAAAGCUUCGAAUUCUCCGAUAUUUGUACCAGCCAGAGUUGUGCAAAGAUGGCGGCCAAGAUGACAGGCCGUCGCAUUAUAGAUGCGCAGACGUUUGACACUCGACGAUCAGUCGCCAUGCUUAUCCAUUCGUUGCAUUUGCUUUUAAUCCGCUUCAGAGAUUAUGAUCUCUUGUACCGGCGCGGGGACAAAUGAGUUAUUAAAACGCUAUAUAGCACAGGAUAUACUCUUUGGCCGGAUGCUUGCGUUUCAGGUGAUCGACUACUUAGAACUCAACUGCGGAUUUUUAUGCAUCUACAGGAAAUGUAAAGGCGCGAAAAUACACAAAAUGUACAUGUACAAUAUAUUACAAUAUUUCAUAGUUGAAACGAUUUUCUAAUUAACGUUCCGUUCUUCUGAUUAUAUUAAUAUGAAAAUAUGAAUUUGCAUAAAUAUCCGUAGUCUACAUACUUAGAGCGUACGCGUAGUAUGUAUCUCGAUAAGUUCGAGAUUACAAAAAAAAAAAAAGUGAGAACAUGUAGCCGAAGAACUCAUCGUCUCGAAGGACGUAAGUAAUGGAAGAAAUUAAAUUUUCGCUAACAGCGUAUAUAUUAAAGAAAGGAACAAAAAAGAAAGCGAACGAAAAAGAGCAAGUUUCCGGCCGAAAUAAAGCGUCAUUGACGAUAACCCAGGUAGCAAAAUAAACAACCAUCGACUGACAUUUGCUUCGACGAGAGAAAGAAGCUAGGCAAAAACGGAAGAUGCGCUUUAGAAACGCGUUUAUACGGAAUAGAAGCAACUGAAAGAAUAGAAAGACGAUCUGUGUGUAAUCACGCGUGAAAAUGUAACGCCUCUUCGUGUUGGAAGGGCUUCUGCUCUUUUUUUAGGUGUGCUUUGGCCGGCGAACGCGACUAUUUGACAUGUUUCAAUUUUAACAAGUUCGUGUACGAAGCACGUUGAAUGUGUUUAGCUUUUUGUAUCUUGUCGAUUGCGUUCGAUUCGGUCGUUUAUGCAUUACGGUUCGAACGAUACGGAACAUUUCUCUUUUCUUUUUCUUUCCUUUCUUUUCUCGUUGUUGUUUUCUCUUCGAUUCUCCUGUUUCCAAAUCGCGCGUAUGUGCGUGACACGAGACGACGUAUCGACUCGGACGAAGUUUCGAGUAGCAAAUUCAGCGAACCGUAAAGCAAACGCCGAUUCUAUUCUGGUAUUAAACAGGAGAGACAGAGAAUUCGUCGAUAUUUGACGAGAUAGAUACACAUUGUAGAUGAAUUUAUCGAUCCGAUUGAUUUAUCGAAGGUGGAUGAAUUCCAUUUGAGACUGGUAUGUUGCGUUUUGGCCAAAGAAUGCCUCUGCUAUACACGGCGCCUUCUGUUAAUUAUUAAGAGACGUAGCUUUUGAAUUAUCAGAUUGCUAACUGGGAUAUUUUAGUCACGUAAGCUGGAUAACUUGUAAAAAUGCAAUUUUUGUACUGUUAUAACGUUAAAUAGACGAAGGUAUACUGACGUUGUAGCGUGAAAGAACAUUUUUCAAUAAAAAAUUUUUCAUACGCAAACAA